AUAUAUUACUAGUUGUCCAGGAUACCACGUUUCGAAUUCAUCGAAACUUAAUGGCAUUAUCAUCGAAAGUAUUCCAAGAUAUGUUUUCUUGUAUCCAUCCGCAUCGAGUUUCGAAAAUUUAUUAUCAUUUCUUUAUCCACACAAAUUUAUUGCAAUUGCAUGGAAAAAUAUUUCUGAUUUUUUACAACUUGCGGAUAAAUACGAAAUCGAUAGUGUAGUAGAAGCUUCAAAAUUGUUCCUCGAAACAAAUUUUCGAGAAAAUCCCAGUUUGUCGUUUGUAUUAGCAGAUAAAUUCAGAUUUCCAUAUGUAUACAAAGAAUCAUCAAAACUUGUUCUUGAUAUACUUCCAACAUUUCAACAAUCACAAUAUUUUCAACAACUUACACCGCAAACUGGUCUUCUUCUCUUCAAUCGAUAUUUUGAAUAUGUAACCUCAAUUGGGAAAUUAAAAAGUUUCGAUGCACAUUUAACAUUCGAACAUGCCUGUGCAACACAAUGUUCUACUACAGAUAAAUUGGCGCAUGUUAAACAAUUAAAACAAGACUUUUCACAUAGAAUAACAAGUGCGCAAGUUCAUCCAAUUUUAGCUCCAUCGAAAUGUUUUGAACUAUUUUUUGAAACGAAUCAACAAAAUCCAAGUUUACAUUCUUGUGAGAAAUUAUUUUUUGAAAAACAUUUAACAAAAAAUUUUUCUAAAUAUUUUAGAAAAUUCGAACCUUUGGAAUGUAAAAAGAAUAAAAAUG
Racocetra persica is the source of this 743-nucleotide messenger RNA. NCBI's taxonomy places the organism in Eukaryota, Fungi, Glomeromycota, Glomeromycetes, Diversisporales, Gigasporaceae. The record is from the annotation of a GenBank genome assembly.